GUCCUGGACUCCGAAUUACUACAGCCAAUCCAGCGAGCAGAAGAUCUUCCGAUAUGUAUCCAUGGGACCUACUUCAGCAAGUGGAGCCCAAAAAGGAAAUGCCAAGUCCAGAUUUGGAAGCAGAUCAAAGAGGAAGGGUUGAAGCCAAUGGGCCGCAAUCACAUCCACUUCGUGCCCCACGAGGUUGGUUCUCGCACCGUCAUCAGCGGAAUGCGGGAAGAUUGCUCCAUUGCCAUCUACCUGGAUGUGGCGAAGACACUGCAGAAAGGAAUCAAGCUUUACCGCUCAGCUAAUGAUGUGAUCCUUACUCGCGGAGAUCAAUCUGGCACCAUCCCACCCGAGCUCUUCCAGCGCGUGGUGGAAAUCAAGACUGGCCGCUGUUUGUGGCCCGUGGAGGAGCCGCGCGCUGACGAGUGUGACAGCGAUGCUUCCGAGCAGGUUGGAAAUUCUGAUAGCAGCUUCCACCCGCAUGUGACACUGGCGAAAGCCAGUCGAGCAAACGGCAAAGCCCGUAUUCCGAAAGCCUGUUGGCAGGACUUUCAGGACACAGACCUCGGGCCAGUAGUGGUGGAGUCCCUGGAGCUAUGCCGAUUAAAAGGAGACGAAGGAGGAUACUAUGAGAUUGAAGCAGCCGUCCCUCUCUAG
Symbiodinium pilosum is the source of this 645-nucleotide messenger RNA. The record is from the annotation of a GenBank genome assembly. Lineage: Eukaryota; Dinophyceae; Suessiales; Symbiodiniaceae.